Messenger RNA from Cavenderia fasciculata, 1242 nucleotides. RefSeq lists its product as uncharacterized. Bases 1 to 1242 code for a protein of 413 amino acids. Gene Ontology annotation, molecular function: zinc ion binding. The record is from RefSeq and is a predicted model, not a curated record. NCBI's taxonomy places the organism in Eukaryota, Evosea, Eumycetozoa, Acytosteliales, Cavenderiaceae. The transcript has 5 exons.
AUGGCAGACGAGAGUGAUAAUAGAGUUUUACCAAACAUUGAAUUAGAGGAUAGACUAGUAUCAAAGAAUGAUAUGGAAAUGGUUCAAUGUUGUAUAUGUCUAGGCAUUUUACAAAACUCUAGACAAUGUAAAUCUGGACAUUUAUUUUGUUUGGAUUGUAUUAAACCUAUAGCAUUGGGUGUUAAUCGUGGUAAAAGAAGUUGCCCUCAAUGUAGAAUUGAAAUCAACCUUGAUCAAUUAAAUUGUAGUUUACUUGCUGAAAACAUGACCAAAGAUUUAAAAAUUUAUUGUAUUAAUCAUUUUCAUAAAGAGAAUAUUUUGGUUGGAGAAUUAUUAUGUGAUGAAAUUAUAAAGAUUGGUGAUUUGGAAAGUGAUAUUCAUCAAUUAUCAUGUAAAUUUAAUCGAUAUAAAUGUCCAAAUGGUGGAUGUGAUCACACCUUUUUAAAACCAGAGCUGGAAGAUCAUUUAGAGGAAUGCAAAUUCAGAAUUGUUAGUUGUCAAUAUUGUCAACAAGAAUUUAAACUAUCAAAUAUGGUUUUCCACGAGCAAUUUUGGUGUCCUGAAAUGAAUGAACAGUGUCAAUAUGGAUGUAGACAAACAUAUAUUAGAAAAAAGAAAGAAGAUCAUCUUGCUGAAUGUCCAAAUCAAAAGGUUGAAUGUCCAUUUGGAAAGGCUCAAUGUAGUUUUAUUGGUAUGAGAAAAGAUAUGAAUGAUCAUAUUAACGAAUCAAUUUCAACUCACAUCUCUGGAAUGAAUCAAUCUUUUAAUCAGAAAUUAAAACUUUUAACGGAUGAAAAUAUUAAAUUAUCAUUAGAAUUAAAAGAUACAAAUGAAAGCAUUAAACAUUUAAUAGAACAAAACAAAGCAAAAGGAUGGCAUUCAUAUGAAUGGACAAUCAACAAAGAUUUAAUCUAUUCAAAUGAUAGAGUAUUUCCAUUUAGUUGGAAAUCACCAGUAUUUAUAAUCAAUGAAACACCAUUUCAAAUUCAUUUGAUCAAUUAUGAAUUAAGUCUUCAUGCCAUUGGUCUAAGAGCUACAGAUACUGAAUUAAAAUAUAAAUUCCAAAUACAAAUACCUGGAACCUAUUGUUGCCUAACUGGAAACGAAAAAGGUACAGAGUUUAUCAACUACAUCAAAUUGAAAAACUCUCAAAUGUCUGGACUAUUUAUUAAAAAAGAGUUUUUAGAUAAAGGAAUCAUUAUCAUUAAAUUUAGAUGUAAAAUUGCAAAUAAUGGAUUUUAA